Messenger RNA from Parnassius apollo (apollo), 582 nucleotides. The record is from the annotation of a GenBank genome assembly. NCBI's taxonomy places the organism in Eukaryota, Metazoa, Arthropoda, Insecta, Lepidoptera, Papilionidae.
AUGGGACCUUACCACUGGUCGGGAGUAGUUGGCGUUGCAAAAGUGACGAUCAAAUUGAGCGAUUCUUUAGGUACGUAUAGGAUAUCAGAUAACAUUGUGUCGUCUAAGACGGGGCUAGCAUGCAAAUAUACUGCUGGUUACUGUAUAGAUGCGUAUGAAGGUAUGAUCACCUGGGACAUAAUCACAGACGACAAGUGUUCUAUGAACUCCUAUCUCGUACUCUAUAGGGGUAGGGUCUCUAAAAUAACAAUAAAAUCAACUGAUAAUAGCCAAGAUGCUUACACCAUGUACUCAGUGAAGGACGGAAAAUUCUUAGCGGCACUAAUAGAAAGAGGAUCAAAGGUCAUAUGUGGUAUAACUGUAAUAGUUACAGAUCAUCCCAAACUCCUGAUACAGGAGGUUAAGAACGGUCUCUACUAUUUCAAACAAGAUACACUAACAGCUAAGAACAUGGACAUCUUUCUCUAUGUGAAUGCAAAGUUCACACACAUUGAGAAUCAUAUGAGGAGAGAAAUCAGUUCUAUGUAUGAAACCCUUGUGCAAGAACAGUGUAAGACAAGACGAUCUUUGCUCCAGACUUAA